AUGUUGAAUCCGCACCGUGGUGGCCCGGUGCCGUUUGAGCUAUAUAAUCUUCGCGUUGUGCUCGCUUCUUGCAAAUCAACCGAGUGUCGCAUUCGCUCGUUAACAGCCCGACCUACUGCGAGUACAGCCCGCGCCACUCACCGCCGCAGUCCGUCUCGUUCGUCGCCGUUCCUUUCCCACAGUACCCUCCAUCGCACCACCACGCGCCAUGCCUCUCCCUGCCCUUCUCCCGUCGCGUCUCCGCCUCGCGCUGCUGCUCGCAGCAGUCGCCGCGUGCGUCGGCGCGUUGGCGACUGUAGCGGGGACGCAUGUGGCGGGGCGGGAGUGCGAGAGCAGCUUCCCGCGGCUGUGCAAGUUUGUGGACGAUCUGCGCGACUCCAUUCCCGAGCAGAUCGACGCCUCCUCCGCCGCGCCCAUCCGCAUCGGCGCCUACCAGAUCCGCCAGGCCAGCUCCCACCCUCCUUCCUCUGCUUUCCCGCACGCACUUCCGCUUGCUCGCCGCUUCCCCUUGAUAUCCUCUUUCUCUCGCCGUGUUUCGUUUCCCCGCUUUCGUUUCCCCGCUUUCGUUUCCCCGCUUUCGUUUCCCCGCUUUCGUUUCCCCGCUUUCGUUUCCCCGCUUUCGUUUCCCCGCUUUCGUUUCCCCGCUUUCGUUUCCCCGCUUUCGUUUCCCCGCUUUCGUUUCCCCGCUUUCGUUUCCCCGCUUUCGUUUCCCCGCUUUUCCGCUUUCGUCCCGCUUUCGUUUCCCCGCUUUCGUUUCCCCGCUUUCGUUUCCCCGCUUUCGUUUCCCCGCUUUCGUUUCCCCGCUUUCGUUUCCCCGCUUUCGUUUCCCCGCUUUCGUUUCCCCGCUUUCGUUUCCCCGCUUUCGUUUCCCCGCUUUCGUUUCCCCGCUUUCGUUUCCCCGCUUUCGUUUCCCCGCUUUCGUUUCCCCGCUUUCGUUUCCCCGCUUUCGUUUCCCCGCUUUCGUUUCCCCGCUUUCGUUUCCCCGCUUUCGUUUCCCCGCUUUCGUUUCCCCGCUUUCGUUUCCCCGCUUUCGUUUCCCCGCUUUCGUUUCCCCGCUUUCGUUUCCCCGCUUUCGUUUCCCCGCUUUCGUUUCCCCGCUUUCGUUUCCCCGCUUUCGUUUCCCCGCUUUCGUUUCCCCGCUUUCGUUUCCCCGCUUUCGUUUCCCCGCUUUCGUUUCCCCGCUUUCGUUUCCCCGCUUUCGUUUCCCCGCUUUCGUUUCCCCGCUUUCGUUUCCCCGCUUUCGUUUCCCCCGCUUUCGUUUCCCGCUUUCGUUUCCCCGCUUUCGUUUCCCCGCUUUCGUUUUCCCCGCUUUCGUUUCCCCGCUUCGUUUCCCCCGCUUUCGUUUCCCCGCUUUCGUUUCCCCGCUUUCGUUUCCCCGCUUUCGUUUCCCCCGCUUUCGUUUCCCCGCUUUCGUUUCCCCGCUUUCGUUUCCCCGCUUUCGUUUCCCCGCUUUCGUUUCCCCCGCUUUCGUUUCCCCCCGCUUUCGUUUCCCCGCUUUCGUUUCCCCGCUUUCGUUUCCCCGCUUUCGUUUCCCCGCUUUCGUUUCCCCGCUCGUUUCCCGCUUUGUUCCCCGCUUUCGUUUCCCCGCUUCGUUUCCCCGCUUUCGUUUCCCCGCUUUCGUUUCCCCGCUUUCGUUUUCCCCGCUUUCGUUUCCCCGCUUUCGUUUCCUCCGCUUUCGUUUCCCCGCUUUCGUUUCCCCGCUUUCGUUUCCCCGCUUUCGUUUCUCCCCGCUUUCGUUUCCCCGCUUUCGUUUCCCCGCUUUCGUUUCCCCGCUUUCGUUUCCCCGCUUUCGUUUCCCCGCUUUCGUUUCCCCGCUUUCGUUUCCCCGCUUUCGUUUCCCCGCUUUCGUUUCCCCGCUUUCGUUUCCCCGCUUUCGUUUCCCCGCUUUCGUUUCCCCGCUUUCGUUUCCCCGCUUUCGUUUCCCCGCUUUCGUUUCCCCGCUUUCGUUUCCCCGCUUUCGUUUCCCCGCUUUCGUUUCCCCGCUUUCGUUUCCCCGCUUUCGUUUCCCCGCUUUCGUUUCCCCGCUUUCGUUUCCCCGCUUUCGUUUCCCCGCUUUCGUUUCCCCGCUUUCGUUUCCCCGCUUUCGUUUCCCCGCUUUCGUUUCCCCGCUUUCGUUUCCCCGCUUUCGUUUCCCCGCUUUCGUUUCCCCGCUUUCGUUUCCCCGCUUUCGUUUCCCCGCUUUCGUUUCCCCGCUUUCGUUUCCCCGCUUUCGUUUCCCCGCUUUCGUUUCGUUUCCCCGCUUUCGUUUCCCCGCUUUCGUUUCCCCGCUUUCGUUUCCCCGCUUUCGUUUCCCCGCUUUCGUUUCCCCGCUUUCGUUUCCCCGCUUUCGUUUCCCCGCUUUCGUUUCCCCGCUUUCGUUUCCCCGCUUUCGUUUCCCCGCUUUCGUUUCCCCGCUUUCGUUUCCCCGCUUUCGUUUCCCCGCUUUCGUUUCCCCGCUUUCGUUUCCCCGCUUUCGUUUCCCCGCUUUCGUUUCCCCGCUUUCGUUUCCCCGCUUUCGUUUCCCCGCUUUCGUUUCCCCGCUUUCGUUUCCCCGCUUUCGUUUCCCCGCUUUCGUUUCCCCGCUUUCGUUUCCCCGCUUUCGUUUCCCCGCUUUCGUUUCCCCGCUUUCGUUUCCCCGCUUUCGUUUCCCCGCUUUCGUUUCCCCGCUUUCGUUUCCCCGCUUUCGUUUCCCCGCUUUCGUUUCCCCGCUUUCGUUUCCCCGCUUUCGUUUCCCCGCUUUCGUUUCCCCGCUUUCGUUUCCCCGCUUUCGUUUCCCCGCUUUCGUUUCCCCGCUUUCGUUUCCCCGCUUUCGUUUCCCCGCUUUCGUUUCCCCGCUUUCGUUUCCCCGCUUUCGUUUCCCCGCUUUCGUUUCCCCGCUUUCGUUUCCCCGCUUUCGUUUCCCCGCUUUCGUUUCCCCGCUUUCGUUUCCCCGCUUUCGUUUCCCCGCUUUCGUUUCCCCGCUUUCGUUUCCCCGCUUUCGUUUCCCCGCUUUCGUUUCCCCGCUUUCGUUUCCCGCUUUCGGUUCCCCGCUUUCGUUUCCCCGCUUUCGUUUCCCCGCUUUCGUUUCCCCGCUUUCGUUUCCCCGCUUCGUUUCCCCGCUUUCGUUUCCCCGCUUUCGUUUCCCCGCUUUCGUUUCCCCGCUUUCGUUCCCCGCUUUCGUUUCCCCGCUUUCGUUUCCCCGCUUUCGUUUCCCCGCUUUCGUUUCCCCGCUUUCGUUUCCCCGCUUUCGUUUCCCCGCUUUCGUUUCCCCGCUUUCGUUUCCCCGCUUUCGUUUCCCCGCUUUCGUUUCCCCGCUUCGUUUCCCCGCUUUCGUUUCCCCGUUUCCCCGCUUUCGUUUCCCGCUUUCGUUUCCCCGCUUUCGUUUCCCCGCUUUCGUUUCCCCGCUUUCGUUUCCCCGCUUUCGUUUCCCCGCUUUCGUUUCCCCGCUUUCGUUUCCCCGCUUUCGUUUCCCCGCUUUCGUUUCCCCGCUUUCGUUUCCCCGCUUUCGUUUCCCCGCUUUCGUUUCCCCGCUUUCGUUUCCCCGCUUUCGUUUCCCCGCUUUCGUUUCCCCGCUUUCGUUUCCCCCGCUUUCGUUUCCCCGCUUUCGUUUCCCCGCUUUCGUUUUCCCCGCUUUCGUUUCCCCGCUUUCGUUUCCCCGCUUUCGUUUCCCCGCUUUCGUUUCCCCCGCUUUCGUUUCCCCGCUUUCGUUUCCCCGCUUUCGUUUCCCCGCUUUCGUUUCCCCGCUUUCGUUUCCCCGCUUUCGUUUCCCCGCUUUCGUUUCCCCGCUUUCGUUUCCCCGCUUUCGUUUCCCCGCUUUCGUUUCCCCGCUUUCGUUUCCCCGCUUUCGUUUCCCCGCUUUCGUUUCGUUUCCCCGCUUUCGUUUCCCCGCUUUCGUUUCCCCGCUUUCGUUUCCCCGCUUUCGUUUCCCCGCUUUCGUUUCCCCGCUUUCGUUUCCCCGCUUUCGUUUCCCCGCUUUCGUUUCCCCGCUUUCGUUUCCCCGCUUUCGUUUCCCCGCUUUCGUUUCCCCGCUUUCGUUUCCCCGCUUUCGUUUCCCCGCUUUCGUUUCCCCGCUUUCGUUUCCCCGCUUUCGUUUCCCCGCUUCGUUCCCCGCUUUCGUUUCCCCGCUUUCGUUUCCCCGCUUUCGUUUCCCCCGCUUUCGUUUCCCCGCUUUCGUUUCCCCGCUUUCGUUUCCCCGCUUUCGUUUCCCCGCUUUCGUUUCCCCGCUUUCGUUUCCCCGCUUUCGUUUCCCGCUUUCGUUUCCCCGCUUUUCCGUGUUCCCCCGCUUUCGUUUCCCCGCUUUCGUUUCCCCGCUUUCGUUUCCCCGCUUUCGUUUCCCCGCUUUCGUUUCCCCGCUUUCGUUUCCCCGCUUUCGUUUCCCCGCUUUCGUUUCCCCGCUUUCGUUUCCCCGCUUUCGUUUCCCCGCUUUCGUUCCCCGCUUUCGUUUCCCCGCUUUCGUUUCCCCGCUUUCGUUUCCCCGCUUUCGUUUCCCCGCUUUCGUUUCCCCGCUUUCGUUUCCCCGCUUUCGUUUCCCCGCUUUCGUUUCCCCGCUUUCGUUUCCCCGCUUUCGUUUCCCCGCUUUCGUUUCCCCGCUUUCGUUUCCCCGCUUUCGUUUCCCCGCUUUCGUUUCCCCGCUUUCGUUUCCCCGCUUUCGUUUCCCCGCUUUCGUUUCCCCGCUUUCGUUUCCCCGCUUUCGUUUCCCCGCUUUCGUUUCCCCGCUUUCGUUUCCCCGCUUUCGUUUCCCCGCUUUCGUUUCCCCGCUUUCGUUUCCCCGCUUUCGUUUCCCCGCUUUCGUUUCCCCGCUUUCGUUUCCCCGCUUUCGUUUCCCCGCUUUCGUUUCCCCGCUUUCGUUUCCCCGCUUUCGUUUCCCCGCUUUCGUUUCCCCGCUUUCGUUUCCCCGCUUUCGUUUCCCCGCUUUCGUUUCCCCGCUUUCGUUUCCCCGCUUUCGUUUCCCCGCUUUCGUUUCCCGCUUCGUUCCCCGCUUUCGUUUCCCCGCUUUCGUUUCCCCGCUUUCGUUUCCCCGCUUUCGUUUCCCCGCUUUCGUUUCCCCGCUUUCGUUUCCCCGCUUUCGUUUCCCCGCUUUCGUUUCCCCGCUUUCGUUUCCCCGCUUUCGUUUCCCCGCUUUCGUUUCCCCGCUUUCGUUUCCCCGCUUUCGUUUCCCCGCUUUCGUUUCCCCGCUUUCGUUUCCCCGCUUCGUUUCCCCGCUUUCGUUUCCCCGCUUUCGUUUCCCCGCUUUCGUUUCCCCGCUUUCGUUUCCCCGCUUUCGUUUCCCCCGCUUUCGUUUCCCCGCUUUCGUUUCCCCGCUUUCGUUUCCCCGCUUUCGUUUCCCCGCUUUCGUUUCCCCGCUUUCGUUUCCCCGCUUUCGUUUCCCCGCUUUCGUUUCCCCGCUUUCGUUUCCCCGCUUUCGUUUCCCCGCUUUCGUUUCCCCGCUCUCGUUUCCCCGCUCUCGUUUCCCCGCUCUCGUUUCCCCGCUCUCGUUUCCCCGCUCUCGUUUCCCCGCUCCGUUCCCCGCUCUCGUUUCCCCGCUCUCGUUCCCCCGCUCUCGUUUCCCCCCGCUUUCGGUUUCCCCGCUUUCGUUUCCCCGCUUUCGUUUCCCGCUUUCGUUUCCCCGCUUUCGUUUCCCCGCUUUCGUUUCCCCCCGCUUUCGUUUCCCCGCUUUCGUUUCCACCGCUCUCGUUUCCCCGCUCUCGUUUCCCGCUCUCGUUUCCCCCGCUCUCGUUUCCCCGCUCUCGUUUCCCGCCUCGUUUUCCCCGCUCUCGUUUCCCCGCUCUCGUUUCCCCGCUCUCGUUUCCCCGCUCUCGUUUCCCCGCUCUCGUUUCCCCGCUCUCGUUUCCCCGCUCUCAGUUUUUUGUUUUCCCCCGCUUCUCGUUUCCCCGCUCUCGUUUCCACCGCUCUCGUUUCCCCCGCUCUCGUUUCCCCGCUCUCGUUUCCCCGCUCUCGUUUCCCCGCUCUCGUUUCCCCGCUCUCGUUUCCCCGCUCUCGUUUCCCCGCUUUCGUUUCCCCGCUCUCGUUUCCCCGCUCUCGUUUCCCCGCUCUCGUUUCCCCGCUCUCGUUUCCCCGCUCUCGUUUCCCCGCUCUCGUUUCCCCGCUCUCGUUCCCCGCUCUCGUUUCCCCGCUCUCGUUUCCCCGCUCUCGUUUCCCCGCUCUCGUUUCCCCGCUCUCGUUCCCCGCUCUCGUUUCCCCCGCUCUCGUUUCCCCGCUCUCGUUUCCCCGCUCUCGUUUCCCCGCUCUCGUUUCCCCGCUCUCGUUUCCCCGCUCUCGUUUCCCCGCUCUCGUUUCCCGCUCUCGUUUCCCCGCUCUCGUUUCCCCGCUCUCGUUUCCCCGCUCUCGUUUCCCCGCUCUCGUUUCCCCGCUCUCGUUUCCCCGCUCUCGUUUCCCCGCUCUCGUUUCCCCGCUCUCGUUUCCCCGCUCUCGUUUCCCCGCUCUCGUUUCCCGCUCUCGUUUCCCCGCUCUCGUUUCCCCGCUCUCGUUUCCCCGCUCUCGUUUCCCCGCUCUCGUUUCCCCGCUCUCGUUUCCCCGCUCUCGUUUCCCCGCUCUCGUUUCCCCGCUCUCGUUUCCCCGCUCUCGUUUCCCCGCUCUCGUUUCCCCGCUCUCGUUUCCCCGCUCUCGUUUCCCCGCUCUCGUUUCCCCGCUCUCGUUUCCCCGCUCUCGUUUCCCCGCUCUCGUUUCCCCGCUCUCGUUUCCCCGCUCUCGUUUCCCCGCUCUCGUUUCCCCGCUCUCGUUUCCCCGCUCUCGUUUCCCCGCUCUCGUUCCCCGCUCUCGUUUCCCCGCUCUCGUUUCCCCGCUCUCGUUUCCCCGCUCUCGUUUCCCCGCUCUCGUUUCCCCGCUCUCGUUUCCCCGCUCUCGUUUCCCGCUCUCGUUUCCCCGCUCUCGUUUCCCCGCUCUCGUUUCCCCGCUCUCGUUUCCCCGCUCUCGUUUCCCCGCUCUCGUUUCCCCGCUCUCGUUUCCCCGCUCUCGUUUCCCCGCUCUCGUUUCCCCGCUCUCGUUUCCCCGCUCUCGUUUCCCCGCUCUCGUUUCCCCGCUCUCGUUUCCCCGCUCUCGUUCCCCGCUCUCGUUUCCCCGCUCUCGUUUCCCCGCCUCUCGUUUCCCCGCUCUCGUUUCCCCGCUCUCGUUUCCCCGCUCUCGUUUCCCCGCUCUCGUUUCCCCGCUCUCGUUUCCCCGCUCUCGUUUCCCCGCUCUCGUUUCCCCGCUCUCGUUUCCCCGCUCUCGUUUCCCCGCUCUCGUUUCCCCGCUCUCGUUUCCCCGCUCUCGUUUCCCCGCUCUCGUUUCCCCGCUCUCGUUUCCCCGCUCUCGUUUCCCCGCUCUCGUUUCCCCGCUCUCGUUUUCCCCGCUCUCGUUUUUCCCCGCUCCGUUUCCCCGCUCUCGUUUCCCCGCUCUCGUUUCCCCGCUCUCGUUUCCCCGCUCUCGUUUCCCCGCUCUCGUUUCCCCGCUCUCGUUUCCCGCUCUCGUUUCCCCGCUCUCGUUUCCCCGCUCUCGUUUCCCCGCUCUCGUUUCCCCGCUCUCGUUUCCCCGCUCUCGUUUCCCCGCUCUCGUUUCCCCGCUCUCGUUUCCCCGCUCUCGUUUCCCCGCUCUCGUUUCCCCGCUCUCGUUUCCCCGCUCUCGUUUCCCCGCUCUCGUUUCCCCGCUCUCGUUUCCCCGCUCUCGUUUCCCCGCUCUCGUUUCCCCCGCUCUCGUUUCCCCGCUCUCGUUUCCCCGCUCUCGUUUCCCCGCUCUCGUUUCCCCGCUCUCGUUUCCCCGCUCUCGUUUCCCCGCUCUCGUUUCCCCGCUCUCGUUUCCCCGCUCUCGUUUCCCCGCUCUCGUUUCCCCGCUCUCGUUUCCCCGCUCUCGUUUCCCCGCUCUCGUUUCCCCGCUCUCGUUUCCCCGCUCUCGUUUCCCCGCUCUCGUUUCCCCGCUCUCGUCCCGCUCUGUUUCCCCGCUCUCGUUUCCCCGCUCUCGUUUCCCCGCUCUCGUUUCCCCGCUCUCGUUUCCCCGCUCUCGUUUCCCCGCUCUCGUUUCCCCGCUCUCGUUUUCCCCGCUCUCGUUUCCCCGCUCUCGUUUCCCCGCUCUCGUUUCCCCGCUCUCGUUUCCCCGCUCUCGUUUCCCGCUCUCGUUUCCCGCCUCCUCGUUCCCCGCUCUCGUUCCCGCUUUCUUUCCUUCCCCGCUUUCGUUUCCCCGCUUUCCGUUUCUCCCGCUUUCGUUUCCCCGCUUUCGUUUCCCCGCUUUCGUUUCCCUUUCCCCGCUUUCGUUUCCCCGCUUUCGUUUCCCCGCUUUCGUUUCCCCGCUUUCGUUUCCCCGCUUUCGUUUCCCCGCUUUUCGUUCCCCGCUUUCGUUUCGCCCGCUCGUCCCGCUUUCGUUUCCCCGCUUUCGUUUCCCCGCUUCGUUUCCCCCGCUUUCGUUUCCUCCCCGCUCUCGUUUCCCCGCUCUCGUUUUCCCCGCUUUCGUUUCCCGCUUUCGUUUCCCCGCUUUCGUUUCCCCGCUCUCGUUUCCCCGCUCUCGUUUCCCCGCUCUCGUUUCCCCGCUCUCGUUUCCCCGCUCUCGUUUCCCCGCUCUCGUUUCCCCGCUCUCGUUUCCCCGCUCUCGUUUCCCCGCUCUCGUUUCCCCGCUCUCGUUUCCCCGCUCUCGUUUCCCCGCUCUCGUUUCCCCGCUCUCGUUUCCCCGCUCUCGUUUCCCCGCUCUCGUUUCCCCGCUCUCGUUUCCCCGCUCUCGUUUCCCCGCUCUCGUUUCCCCGCUCUCGUUUCCCCGCUCUCGUUUCCCCGCUCUCGUUUCCCCGCUCUCGUUUCCCCGCUCUCGUUUCCCCGCUCUCGUUUCCCCGCUCUCGUUUCCCCGCUCUCGUUUCCCCGCUCUCGUUUCCCCGCUCUCGUUUCCCCGCUCUCGUUUCCCCGCUCUCGUUUCCCCGCUCUCGUUUCCCCGCUCUCGUUUCCCCGCUCUCGUUUCCCCGCUCUCGUUUCCCCGCUCUCGUUUCCCCGCUCUCGUUUCCCCGCUUUCGUUUCCCCGCUUUCGUUUCCCCGCUUUCGUUUCCCCGCUUUCGUUUCCCCGCUUUCGUUUCCCCGCUUUCGUUUCCCCGCUUUCGUUUCCCCGCUUUCGUUUCCCCGCUUUCGUUUCCCCGCUUUCGUUUCCCCGCUUUCGUUUCCCCGCUUUCGUUUCCCCGCUUUCGUUUCCCCGCUUUCGUUUCCCCGCUUUCGUUUCCCCGCUUUCGUUUCCCCGCUUUCGUUUCCCCGCUUUCGUUUCCCCGCUUUCGUUUCCCCGCUUUCGUUUCCCCGCUUUCGUUUCCCCGCUUUCGUUUCCCCGCUUUCGUUUCCCCGCUUUCGUUUCCCCGCUUUCGUUUCCCCGCUUUCGUUUCCCCGCUUUCGUUUCCCCGCUUUCGUUUCCCCGCUUUCGUUUCCCCGCUUUCGUUUCCCCGCUUUCGUUUCCCCGCUUUCGUUUCCCCGCUUUCGUUUCCCCGCUUUCGUUUCCCCGCUUUCGUUUCCCCGCUUUCGUUUCCCCGCUUUCGUUUCCCCGCUUUCGUUUCCCCGCUUUCGUUUCCCCGCUUUCGUUUUCCCCGCUUUCGUUUCCCCGCUUUCGUUUCCCCGCUUUCGUUUCCCCGCUUUCGUUUCCCCGCUUUCGUUUCCCCGCUUUCGUUUCCCCCGCUCUCGUUUCCCCGCUUUCGUUUCCCCGCUCUCGUUUCCCCGCUCUCGUUUCCCCGCUCUCGUUUCCCCGCUUCUCGUUUCCCCGCUCUCGUUUCCCCGCUCUCGUUUCCCCGCUCUCGUUUCCCCGCUCUCGUUUCCCCGCUCUCGUUUCCCCGCUCUCGUUUCCCCGCUCUCGUUUCCCCGCUCUCGUUUCCCCGCUCUCGUUUCCCCGCUCUCGUUUCCCCGCUCUCGUUUCCCCGCUCUCGUUUCCCCCCGCUCUCGUUUCCCCGCUCUCGUUUCUCUUUCCCCGCUCUCGUUUCCCCGCUCUCGUUUCCCCGCUCUCGUUUCCCCGCUUUCGUUUCCCCGCUUUCGUUUCCCCGCUUUCGUUUCCCCGCUUUCGUUUCCCCGCUUUCGUUUCCCCGCUCUCGUUUCCCCGCUCUCGUUUCCCCGCUCUCGUUUCCCCGCUCUCGUUUCCCCGCUCUCGUUUCCCCGCUCUCGUUUCCCCGCUCUCGUUUCCCCGCUCUCGUUUCCCCGCUCUCGUUUCCCCGCUCUCGUUUCCCCGCUCUCGUUUCCCCGCUCUCGUUUCCCCGCUCUCGUUUCCCCGCUCUCGUUUCCCCGCUCUCGUUUCCCCGCUCUCGUUUCCCCGCUCUCGUUUCCCCGCUCUCGUUUCCCCGCUCUCGUUUCCCCGCUUUCGUUUCCCCGCUUUCGUUUCCCCGCUUUCGUUUCCCCGCUUUCGUUUCCCCGCUUUCGUUUCCCCGCUUUCGUUUCCCCGCUUUCGUUUCCCCGCUCUCGUUUCCCCGCUCUCGUUUCCCCGCUCUCGUUUCCCCGCUCUCGUUUCCCCGCUCUCGUUUCCCCGCUCUCGUUUCCCCGCUCUCGUUUCCCCGCUCUCGUUUCCCCGCUCUCGUUUCCCCGCUCUCGUUUCCCCGCUCUCGUUUCCCCGCUCUCGUUUCCCCGCUCUCGUUUCCCCGCUCUCGUUUCCCCGCUCUCGUUUCCCCGCUCUCGUUUCCCCGCUCUCGUUUCCCCGCUCUCGUUUCCCCGCUCUCGUUUCCCCGCUCUCGUUUCCCCGCUCUCGGUUUCCCCGCUCUCGUUUCCCCGCUCUCGUUUCCCCGCUCUCGUUUCCCCGCUCUCGUUUCCCCGCUCUCGUUUCCCCGCUCUCGUUUCCCCGCUCUCGUUUUCCCCGCUCUCGUUUCCCCGCUCUCGUUUCCCCGCUCUCGUUUCCCCGCUCUCGUUUCCCCGCUCUCGUUUCCCCGCUCUCGUUUCCCCGCUCUCGUUUCCCCGCUCUCGUUUCCCCGCUCUCGUUUCCCCGCUCUCGUUUCCCCGCUCUCGUUUCCCCGCUCUCGUUUCCCCGCUCUCGUUUCCCCGCUCUCGUUUCCCGCUCUCGUUUCCCCGCUCUCGUUUCCCCGCUCUCGUUUCCCCGCUCUCGUUUCCCCGCUCUGUUUCCCCGCUCUCGUUUCCCCGCUCUCGUUUCCCCGCUCUCGUUUCCCCGCUCUCGUUUCCCCGCUCUCGUUUCCCCGCUCUCGUUUCCCCGCUCUCGUUUCCCCGCUCUCGUUUCCCCGCUCUCGUUUCCCCGCUCUCGUUUCCCCGCUCUCGUUUCCCCGCUCUCGUUUCCCGCUCUCGUUUCCCCGCUCUCGUUUCCCCGCUCUCGUUUCCCCGCUCUCGUUUCCCCGCUCUCGUUUCCCCGCUCUCGUUUCCCCGCUCUCGUUUCCCCGCUCUCGUUUCCCCGCUCUCGUUUCCCCGCUCUCGUUUCCCCGCUCUCGUUUCCCCGCUCUCGUUUCCCCGCUCUCGUUUCCCCGCUCUCGUUUCCCCGCUCUCGUUUCCCGCUCUCGUUUCCCCGCUCUCGUUUCCCGCUCUCGUUUCCCCGCUCUCGUUUCCCCGCUCUCGUUUCCCCGCUCUCGUUUCCCCGCUCUCGUUUCCCCGCUCUCGUUUCCCCGCUCUCGUUUCCCCGCUCUCGUUUCCCCGCUCUCGUUUCCCCGCUCUCGUUUCCCCGCUCUCGUUUCCCCGCUCUCGUUUCCCCGCUCUCGUUUCCCCGCUCUCGUUUCCCCGCUCUCGUUUCCCCGCUCUCGUUUCCCCGCUCUCGUUUCCCCGCUCUCGUUUCCCGCUCUCGUUUCCCCGCUCUCGUUUCCCCGCUCUCGUUUCCCCGCUCUCGUUUCCCCGCUCUCGUUUCCCCGCUCUCGUUUCCCCGCUCUCGUUUCCCCGCUCUCGUUUCCCCGCUCUCGUUUCCCCGCUCUCGUUUCCCCGCUCUCGUUUCCCCGCUCUCGUUUCCCCGCUCUCGUUUCCCCGCUCUCGUUUCCCCGCUCUCGUUUCCCCGCUCUCGUUUCCCCGCUCUCGUUUCCCCGCUCUCGUUUCCCCGCUCUCGUUUCCCCGCUCUCGUUUCCCCGCUCUCGUUUCCCCGCUCUCGUUUCCCCGCUCUCGUUUUCCCCGCUCCUCGUUUCCCCGCUCUCGUUUCCCCGCUCUCGUUUCCCCGCUCUCGUUUCCCCGCUCUCGUUUCCCCGCUCUCGUUUCCCCGCUCUCGUUUCCCCGCUCUCGUUUCCCCGCUCUCGUUUCCCCGCUCUCGUUUCCCCGCUCUCGUUUCCCCGCUCUCGUUUCCCCGCUCUCGUUUCCCCGCUCUCGUUUCCCCGCUCUCGUUUCCCCGCUCUCGUUUUCCCCGCUCUCGUUUCCCCGCUCUCGUUUCCCCGCUCUCGUUUCCCCGCUCUCGUUUCCCCGCUCUCGUUUCCCCGCUCUCGUUUCCCCGCUCUCGUUUCCCCGCUCUCGUUUCCCCGCUCUCGUUUCCCCGCUCUCGUUUCCCCGCUCUCGUUUCCCCGCUCUCGUUCCCCGCUCUCGUUUCCCCGCUCUCGUUUCCCCGCUCUCGUUUCCCCGCUCUCGUUUCCCCGCUCUCGUUUCCCCGCUCUCGUUUCCCCGCUCUCGUUUCCCCGCUCUCGUUUCCCCGCUCUCGUUUCCCCGCUCUCGUUUCCCCGCUCUCGUUUCCCCGCUCUCGUUUCCCCGCUCUCGUUUCCCCGCUCUCGUUUCCCCGCUCUCGUUUCCCCGCUCUCGUUUCCCCGCUCUCGUUUCCCCGCUCUCGUUUCCCCGCUCUCGUUUCCCCGCUCUCGUUUCCCCGCUCUCGUUUCCCCGCUCUCGUUUCCCCGCUCUCGUUUCCCCGCUCUCGUUUCCCCGCUCUCGUUUCCCCGCUCUCGUUUCCCCGCUCUCGUUUCCCCGCUCUCGUUUCCCCGCUCUCGUUUCCCCGCUCUCGUUUCCCCGCUCUCGUUUCCCCGCUCUCGUUUCCCCGCUCUCGUUUCCCCGCUCUCGUUUCCCCGCUCUCGUUUCCCCGCUCUCGUUUCCCCGCUCUCGUUUCCCCGCUCUCGUUUCCCCGCUCUCGUUUCCCCGCUCUCGUUUCCCCGCUCUCGUUUCCCCGCUCUCGUUUCCCCGCUCUCGCCCCUCCCUGACGCCUCUCCCACACCCUUCCCCCCCUCCCCUUCGUCCCUCCGGGCUACAGAAGCUGCACCGCGACCUGCCGCCCACGAAGCUGUACGCGUAUGGUCGCAGUGCCGCCACCGCGCACUACCCCGGCCCCACGCUCGUCGCCCAGCGCGGCGUGCCCACCCAGGUGUAUUGGGAGAACCACCUGACGGACCGCCACCACAUGUUCCCCGUCGACUACACCCUCGACGACGUCCCCCGCCCGCUGCUGGGCGGCAUUCCCAUCGUGACGCACCGGCACGGGGGCGAGCAGGCGUCCUUCUCAGACGGGCAUCCCGAGGCGUGGUUCACCCAAUACAGCGAGGUGGGGCGCGCCUUCCGCACGCGCCUGUACCGCUACCCCAACCACCAGCUGCCCACCACUCUCUGGUACCACGACCACGCCAUCGCCAUCACCCGCCUCAACGUCGCCGCUGGCCUCGCCGGCUUCUUUGUCCUCACGGACCCGCGUGGCGUGGAGAGGACCCUCCAGUGGCUGCCCCAGGGGGAGUUCUGCGUGCCGCUGGCUCUGUCGGACCGAAGGUUCUUUGCUAAUGGGUCCAUUGAUUACCCGAGCCAGGGCGUGGUGCCGCGCGUGCACCCCCACUGGGUGCCCGAAUACCUCGGAGACAAAAUCCUCGUCACCGGCAAGGUGUGGCCGUACCUGAACGUGAGGAGGGCGCUGUACCGCUUCCGGGUGUUGGGGGCGGCCAACACGCGCUUCUUCAAUCUGCGCUUCGUCUGCGCCACCCCCCGCAACUACCCCCACUUCACUCCGCCCUUCUCUGGCGACAAGCUGCCCAUCAUUGUGAUCGGGUCAGACGGGGGAUACCUUCCUCGCCCGGCAGUGCGCACAUCCCUGCUGGUGGCGCCGGGGGAGCGCUACGACAUUCUGGUCGACUUCUCCUCGCUGCGCUCCUCCUGUGCUGACGUCAUCCUCACCAACGACGCCCGGGCGCCCUUCCCUGCGGGCGAGCCAGUGACCAACGACACGGCCGUCGUCAUGCGCUUCAUUGUGGACCACCACAGCGCCCGCCUGCCCGCCCCGCGCAUCCCCAACACCCUCGUUCCGGUCCCCCCCGUGGACACAUCCCAGGUGGUGCUGGAGCGGUGGAUCACGGCGGUGGAGGAGACCGACCCCGCCACCGGGCUGCCCAUCCGCCUGCUGCUGGGCGGCCUGCCCUACAGCGCCCCGCCCACUGAGACGCCCCGGGAGAACACGGAGGAGCUGUGGCAUCUGAUCAACACGACGCCCGACGCGCACCCCAUCCACCUGCACCUCAUUCAGCACCGCCCGCUGUGGCGCCGCCCCUUCGACCUCGCCGCCUACAGCAGCGGCGCCUGCUCCUUCACCAACGCGUCGCUGCCCUCCUGCUUCACUGCCGCCCAGCAGCCAGUGGCGGCGUAUGAGCGCGGGUGGAAGGACACCACCAUCCUGCCGCCCGCCACCGUGCUCACCCUCUGGACGCCCUGGUACUCCCAGGAUGGAACGCCCUUCCCCUUUGAUGCGACACGCGGGCCGGGGUACGUGUGGCACUGCCACAUUCUGGAGCACGAGGACAACUCCAUGAUGCGCCCCCUCAUCAUCACCAAGUGA
Messenger RNA from Closterium sp. Naga37s-1, 14568 nucleotides. The record is from the annotation of a GenBank genome assembly. Lineage: Eukaryota; Viridiplantae; Streptophyta; Zygnematophyceae; Desmidiales; Closteriaceae.